Manihot esculenta (cassava) is the source of this 1275-nucleotide messenger RNA. Its product is annotated as cinnamoyl-CoA reductase 1. The record is from RefSeq and is a predicted model, not a curated record. NCBI's taxonomy places the organism in Eukaryota, Viridiplantae, Streptophyta, Magnoliopsida, Malpighiales, Euphorbiaceae. Gene Ontology annotation, molecular function: oxidoreductase activity, acting on the CH-OH group of donors, NAD or NADP as acceptor. The transcript has 6 exons. Bases 131 to 1087 code for a protein of 318 amino acids.
AUGUUGGCAUAGGUGAACCACACAACUACACAGUGCUUUUUUUAGGUUUUCGCUGAGCCUAAAGAGAAAGCUACUUUAAACAAAAGAAUUACUAGAAGAGGAUACCCAGCCAACCUCAAGGUUUUUGGAAAUGGCCGCAACAAAGGGCAAAUUGUGUGUCACAGGUGCUGGUGGAUACCUUGGUUCUUGGGUCGUCCAGCUUCUCCUCUCCAAGGGUUACUCGGUCCAUGGAACCGUUAGAGAACCCGCCGAUGCGAAGUAUGCUCACUUGAGCAAGCUCGAGAAGGCCUCUGAUAAUCUGAAACUUUUCAAGGCAGACUUACUGGAUUACAACUCCCUUUAUUCUGCUGUUGAAGGAUGCAGUGGAGUCUUCCAUGUUGCUAGCCCUGUUCCCUCUAUUACUGUUCCAAAUCCCGAGGUAGAAUUAAUGGAUCCAGCCGUAAAGGGUACACUAAAUGUGCUUGAAGUAUGUGCUCAAGUAAAAGUCAAGCGAGUUGUUGUUGUGUCCUCUGGAGCUGCAGUGUCCAUGAACCCAAGCUGGCCCAAGGGUAAAGUGAUGGAUGAAAGUUGUUGGUCCAACGAGGAAUAUUGCACAUCAACUAAGAACUGGUAUUGCCUUUCCAAGACAAAAGCAGAAAGUCAGGCUUUUGAAUAUGCAAAGCAAAGUGGGCUUGAUGUUGUUACUGUUUGCCCUACCCUCAUUUGGGGGCCAAUUUUGCAGUCUACAGUGAAUGCAAGUAGCAUGGCUCUUAUUAAGCUUUUGAAAGGAUAUGAAACUGUGGAAAAUAAGUUUCGGUUAGUGGUAGAUGUGCGUGAUGUAGCAGAAGCAUUGCUUUUGGCAUACGAGAAGCCUGAGGCAGAAGGGAGAUACAUAUGCUCAGCACAUGCAGUCUGGACAAAAGAUUUGGUUGAGAAAUUGAGGAGUAUAUAUCCUAGCUUCAAUUAUCCUAAAAACUUCUCCGAGGGAGGGGAGGAACAAAAACUGAGUUCCGAAAAGUUGAAGAGACUAGGUUGGAGGUAUCGAACAUUGGAGGAAACUCUCAUCGACUCUGUGGAGCGCUAUCACAAAACUGAAAUCUUGGAUUAAACCAUAAAUUUUAGAAAAAGGAAAAGAGAGAGAGUUUCAUUAAGUGGAUAUUUCGAAUUAAAUACUUGUUGAGGGCUAUUAACUAUAGUUUAUCAGGUGUUUGAUAAUAUAAAUAUGUCGGUUCAUAAUGUCGUACUGAAUUCUGGCGUUUAAGUUAUAGUGUAGAAACUGUCAUUUUCCAUGGUUCA